This is a messenger RNA of Tupaia belangeri chinensis (Chinese tree shrew), 708 nucleotides long. RefSeq names its product ribosomal protein S16 (gene RPS16). Gene Ontology annotation, cellular component: ribosome; cytosolic small ribosomal subunit. Lineage: Eukaryota; Metazoa; Chordata; Mammalia; Scandentia; Tupaiidae. The record is from RefSeq and is a predicted model, not a curated record. The transcript has 4 exons. Gene Ontology annotation, biological process: translation; maturation of SSU-rRNA from tricistronic rRNA transcript (SSU-rRNA, 5.8S rRNA, LSU-rRNA). Gene Ontology annotation, molecular function: RNA binding; structural constituent of ribosome. Bases 96 to 566 code for a protein of 156 amino acids.
CCUGCGCAGACCCUGAAAAGCAGCGGGGGUGGCCCCGAGCUUCCCUUUUCCGGUUACAAGGCCGCGCGGUGAGGUUCUCUUCUACGCCCGCAGCCAUGCCGUCUAAGGGCCCUCUGCAGUCUGUGCAGGUCUUCGGACGCAAGAAGACGGCCACAGCCGUGGCGCACUGCAAACGGGGCAACGGCCUUAUCAAGGUGAACGGGCGGCCGCUGGAAAUGAUUGAACCGCGCACGUUGCAAUAUAAGCUACUGGAACCUGUUCUGCUUCUGGGCAAGGAGCGGUUUGCUGGUGUGGACAUCCGUGUCCGUGUAAAGGGUGGUGGCCACGUGGCCCAGAUUUAUGGUGAGUCCCAGGAACUGGGCAUGUGGGUGGGAGGUGGCUCUGGGAGCGAGGCCCCAGUCUUAGUCCUCCACGAAGCUCAUGUACUCUUUAUUGUAUCUUCCUCACAGCUAUCCGCCAGUCCAUCUCCAAAGCCCUGGUGGCCUAUUACCAGAAAUAUGUGGAUGAGGCUUCCAAGAAGGAGAUCAAGGACAUCCUCAUCCAGUAUGACCGGACCCUGCUGGUAGCUGACCCCCGUCGCUGCGAAUCCAAAAAGUUUGGAGGCCCUGGUGCCCGUGCUCGCUACCAGAAAUCCUAUCGAUAAGCCCAUUGCAAGGAUUGGAGUUCAUCUUUAUAAUAAACAAUGGUUGUGGGGGUUUAAGAUUUGAA